This is a messenger RNA of Diabrotica balteata, 1301 nucleotides long. Lineage: Eukaryota; Metazoa; Arthropoda; Insecta; Coleoptera; Chrysomelidae. The record is from the annotation of a GenBank genome assembly.
AGUGUUCAUGAAACAAAAUGUUAUUAAACCGACAUACCACAAAAAUCUUAAAUUCAAUCAAAAAUUUUAGAUCUUACAGUUCAAAAAGAGGUGUCAUUCUUGGAAUUGAAACGUCUUGCGAUGAUACCGGCUGUGCCAUUGUGGAUACCGAUGGAAACAUUUUAGGUGAAGCUUUAAAUUCUCAGCAUUUAAUACAUCUAAAUAAUGGUGGGAUUAUACCUCCAAUAGCUCAGGAUCUGCACAGAAAAAACAUAGAAAAAGUAGUGACUAAAGCUAUACAAAAUGCAAAUAUUUCAUUUGCAGAUAUAGAUGCCAUAGCCACUACCGUAAAACCAGGAUUACCACUUUCUCUUCUAAUCGGUACCAAAUAUGGUAAACAUUUGUGUAGAAAGUAUAACAAACCAUUUAUGCCAAUUCAUCACAUGGAAGCCCACGCGCUCACCGCAAGAAUGCACGACAAAUCUAUAGAAUUCCCUUUUCUAGUUCUAUUAAUUAGUGGUGGACAUUGCUUACUUGUAGUAGCAGAAUCAGUAGACAAAUUUCUUUUAUUAGGAGAAACCAUAGACGAUGCUCCUGGUGAAACCUUCGAUAAAAUGGCAAGACGAAUGAAAUUAAAAAAUAUUCCUAAAUACUCAACAUUAUCGGGAGGACAAGCAAUCGAAUUAGCUGCUACCAAAGCCGAUAAUCCUUUAGCGUAUAAAUUUACAAUACCCCUAUUAAUGUACAAGAAUUGUAAUUUUAGCUUUGCGGGUAUAAAAAAUCAGCUUCUUCUUCAACUGCAGCGAGAAGAAAAAGAAAAAGAGGUUCCUGCUGAUGGAAUUAUACCGGGCGUUGACAACCUUUGUGCCAGUUUUCAGCUUGUUGUAACCAGACAUAUCUGUCAUAGAGUUCAAAGAGCGAUGGAAUACGUUUUUAUGAAAAAAUUGAUACCUCCCGAUAAACAAACUCUGGUAGUAUCAGGUGGAGCUGCCUGCAAUAAUUUUAUUGCAAAAGGAUUAUCUAUGGUAUGUGAUGAAGUAGGUUAUAAACUUGUGAGGCCGCCUCCAAAACUGUGUACAGAUAAUGGUGUCAUGAUAGCUUGGAACGGCGUUGAAAGAUGGAAAGAAAAUAUAGGUGUAUACAAAAAUUUUGAACACAUUGACAUUGAGAAGUCUGCACCAUUAGGAGAAAGUUUGAUAGAAGACGUAGAACGUGAACAAAUCAGUUGCACAUGGGUUAAAUUAACAAAGUUAAAUUAUCCACAAAUCACAAAUGUAGAGCAAAUUGUUGAAAAUAAAGUUGUUCAAUAAAUUACCCUUAUU